Messenger RNA from Rotaria sp. Silwood2, 1691 nucleotides. Lineage: Eukaryota; Metazoa; Rotifera; Eurotatoria; Philodinida; Philodinidae. The record is from the annotation of a GenBank genome assembly.
AUGUCUUCAGCUCCGAACAUUAUGGGUCAUGAUAACGUAACGAUGAUGGGUGAAGAUUUAGAAGCGACUCGAAAAUCCAAUGAGAGUAUCAUUGAAGAGUUUACUGUGGCGAUGUCUGAGAGAGAUGAAAAUGAAAUCCGAUUGUCCAUAAAUGGUGAUCGUAUAAUCAGCGAUUUAUCUCCACGAAUUACAAUUACAUUUUAUAACAUUUGUAAAAAAAUUGAUGUUCCAGGAAAAAUGAUUGAUCCAAAAUCAAAAGAAAAAACAAUUCAGCAAACUUUACUUGAUAAUAUAUCUGGACAACUUCAUUCAGGAGAAAUAGUUGCACUUAUGGGACCAUCAGGUUGCGGUAAAACAACAUUGCUCAAUAUAUUAGCUGGGAGAAACUUAGAUGGUGUUAGUGGAAAUAUUUGGCUUAAUAAUCAACUUUAUGAAAAAAGUAUGAAACGUAGAUUUGGUUAUGUUUUACAAGAAAAUAUUUUUUUCGAGGAACUCACUGUUAAACAACAAUUAACAUAUACAGCUUUACUUCGAUUACCAAAUACUUUAACACGAAAAGAUAAAUUAGCUCAAGUCGAACAAAUUAUUCAACAAUUACGUCUUGAAAAAUGUUCUAAUGUUCCCAUUAAACUUAUUUCUGGUGGAGAAAAAAAACGUGUUAAUAUCGGCACAGAAUUAUUAACUAAUCCCAGUGUUAUAUUUCUUGAUGAACCAACAUCAGGAUUAGAUAGUACAUCAGCAGUACUUCUUCUUUCUGUUCUUCGUGAAUUAACUUUACAAGGUAAAACAAUUAUAACAUCAAUUCAUCAACCAUCAUCUCAAGUUUUUCAAUCGUUUGAUCAACUUAUUUUAUUAGCAGAUGGAAAAACUGUUUUUAUGGGUGAACCGGGAAAUGCUAUUGAUUAUUUUGCUACAUUAGGUUAUGAAUCACCUCCACGAUAUAAUCCAGCUGAUUUUAUAAUGGAUCUUGUUAAUCAAGAUACAAAAGUUCGUGAAGAAUUGAAAGAAGCUUAUAUUAAAAAUAAAUAUUUUAUAAAUAAAAAUAAAUCAUAUAAUCAAAUGGAACAAUCUUCACAAUUAUAUUUAACUGAAUCUCAAAAAUAUCUGAUUGGUGAACCAAAUGGAAGUGAAAUUGAUUUAAUUAAUGAAAAUAAUAUUCAAUUAAUCACGGAAAAUAAUAACUGUAAAUGGCCAAUUAGUUUUACUGCACAAAUAUAUAUUCUUUUCUCACGUAAUUGGAUAUUAACAAGUAAAGCGCAAUUUAGUAAACUGAACUGUAUUCAAGCAUUAUGUAUGUCCAUUUUAUAUGGUCUUUUGUGGUUACGUAUGAAAUUAAAAGAAGAUGCUUUAAGAGACCGUAUUUCGUUCAUAUUUUUUAUGAUGAUAUUUUGGCCAUUGGAAAUAUGUUUUCAAGGAAUAUUAUCUAUUCCAAGUGAACGUUCUGUUAUUAAUAAAGAACGUGCAAGCGGUUCAUUUCGUUUAUCAGCUUAUUAUAUUGCAAAGUGUUUAUCUGAAAGUCCACUUAAACUUAUUUUACCAAGUAUUUCAUUUACUAUUGCAUAUUGGAUGACAAAUUUAAAUCCGAGUUUUCCUAUAUUUCUUGGUAUUCUUGCAUUUUUAUUAAUGGUUGUUCUUGUUGCUGAAUCAUUUGGAGUUUUACUUGGAGCAUUAUUUCGAAAUGUGGGAGGAGA